ACGUGAACAGGAAGUGGUGUCAACGUGUGCGUCGUUAUUUUCACUGCUGCUUGUGUUUUUGUCCUUUAAAAAAAAAAACCCUGCUAAGAAAACACGGGAGAUUGUUUUUUAUCUUUCUUUUUAUUUCUGUUUAGGGAACAAAAUGAAACACAACUCAAACGUUCCUGCUUUCCUCACCAAGCUGUGGACUCUGGUGGAAGAUUCCGACACUAAUGAGUUCAUUUGCUGGAGUCAGGAGGGGAACAGUUUCCUUGUCCUGGAUGAGCAACGCUUCGCAAAAGAAAUCCUGCCAAAGUUUUUUAAACACAACAACAUGGCCAGUUUUGUCCGACAGCUGAACAUGUAUGGCUUUCGCAAGGUGAUGCACAUUGACACCGGCAUAGUGAAGCAGGAGCGAGACGGACCAGUUGAAUUCCAGCAUCCUUACUUUCAGAAUGGCCGAGACGAUUUACUGGAGAACAUAAAGAGAAAGGUAUCCAGUACUAGACCGGAAGACAGUAAACUGAGGCAAGAGGAUCUGUCCAGAAUUCUGACCAGUGUUCAAACUGUGCACGACAAACAGGAAGACAUGGACGCCAGGCUGGCCACUUUGAAACGUGAGAAUGAGGCUCUGUGGAGGGAGAUGUCAGAUCUCAGGCAGAAGCAUGUGCAGCAGCAACGUGCUAUAAAAGAGCUUGUGCAGUUCAUCCUCACCCUGGUCCAGAAUAACCGUGUGCUGAACCUGAAACGCAAGAGGCCUCUGCUACUAAGCAGCAAUGGAAAGAAGUCAAAAUUCAUUUCCAAAAUCUAUGAGGAAGCAGUGGACCACAGCAACUCUGCAGUCAGUGGUCUGAAGAACACUGACAAUGCCGAUGAUGUCAUCAUCUGUGAUAUCACGAACGAGGACGCAGAAGUCACAGUGGACACGACGACAGCGGUAGAUGAAGGGGACGUAGAAAUCGUCGAGGUAGAUUGCGACAACAGCGAGACCACAGAAAACAGGAGCAUGAGCAGACAGUUAUCAACAGACACCACACUUCGAGCUGAAGGAGAAUCAUCAUUCGACAUUAUCCAGCCAACGUGCAGCGCGUUGCAGCUAAACCAUAGUUCAGCCCUGAGCCAGGAAGACCCUGUGAAGAUGAUGGACUCCAUCCUCAAUGAGAGCGGCACCAUUUCUCAGAACAUUAACCUCCUGGGAAAAGUUGAGCUGAUGGACUACUUGGACAGUAUUGACUGCAGCUUGGAAGACUUUCAGGCCAUGCUGUAUGGAAAACAGUUCUCCAUUGACUCCAACAUUCUAGAGGGAACCGGCUCAAACUCAAAAGGUGAAGGCAUUUCUGCAAAGGGUGAGACUGCAAAUUACGCUACAGAUAAACAACUGAUUCAGUACACCAGCUAUCCCUUGCUGGCCUUCCUUGAUGGUUGCAGUCCUCUCCCCUCAGUUGCCGAACCACAGCCUGAAGAUGUGAAGCCGAACCCAGAAGACACUGUGGACCUCCUGCAGUCAUCUCUGCAGACAGAAGAACCUCCACGCAGCUCAAUGAUCCGCCUGGAGCCCCUCACUGAAGCAGAGGCCAGCGAAGCCACACUCUUCUACCUGUGUGAACUGAACUCAGACCUGCCUCCUGCCGAUCUGCACCAACUCGACGUUUAAAGAUGAACGAGACCUUUCUUUUUUUGUACAUAGUCAUCAAAAUGAUCUAUUUAUUUAAUGCAAUUUUUUGGUACUUUUCUUCUCACAUUGAAAUGACAUUCCAUUAGAUCACAUCUGCUUUUUGAUCUUGUUCACCGUUGUCCUGGAUAAACAAGGGUUAUAGUGCAGCAAGUUUAUGAGAUCGUAGAUUUUAUUUUGUUUUCUUCUGUUAUGUCUUUUUUUUUUUUUAUACUGAAUUCUGUGAUUGCGACUUUGGUUUGGAUUUUGUUAUGUGACAUGGUAUAGAAGUGCCUGCGCUCAGAUCUCUGUACAUAACAGUACUCUUACUAGUUCAAUAAUGUCCGGAAAGUAUAGUGAUUUCGCCGUUCUCUUUAUGCUUUGUCAAUAUCCCAAGCUUGAUAUUAAAGAAGUUGCAAGGGAUU
Molecule: messenger RNA, 2055 nt
Organism: Hemibagrus wyckioides
Lineage: Eukaryota; Metazoa; Chordata; Actinopteri; Siluriformes; Bagridae
Gene: hsf2
Product: heat shock transcription factor 2
Exons: 12
Coding region: 143-1633 (496 amino acids)
Biological process (GO): regulation of DNA-templated transcription
Molecular function (GO): DNA-binding transcription factor activity; sequence-specific DNA binding
Source: RefSeq, a predicted model, not a curated record